AAUGGUCAACUUUUGCCCGCAGUGUGGCCAGAAGGUAGAGACGGCAUUUCAUUUCUGCCCGGUGUGCGGGAGCAGGCUGCCGAAGGAAGAUGAGGAGGAGCCGAUGCAACUCACCCCAGAUGCCUCUCUUGAAGCUCUGAAGGCCUCGAAGCAGGAUGAGACGUCUCCGGCAGCGAGAAAACCAGAGGCCUGGCCAUUUCCUGAGAGAGAACCAGCUUCCACCUCGGCCAAGGCGGAGGCUUGCAGCCCACAGGCUGCUCCCCCGAGGAUCACGGUGGCAUCCAAGGCCAAGCUCAGUCCCCGGCGCCUCAAGUCCAUCUCCGUGGUGCCUCUCCCAGAGGGCACGAUCCUGACCGACCAGAGCAGCAAGCAGUGGAGACUGGGGACACUUCUGCACCAGAGCACGUGCGGGCUGAUGUACGAAGCACAGUCAGCGUCUGGAGCCUGCCCUCAAAAGCAAAGCUACUCUCUCAAGCUUGUGAGUCCUGGCCUGUUCCAUGUCCGGCGCCCUGUGGUCUGCCUUCCCAGCACUGCUGUACCAAGGCGACAGGAGUGGGAGCGUGUAGCUCAGCUGAUCGGAAUGGCUGUCGAGCCUUACUAUGUCCUCCUAGUGGAGAAGUGGAAGAAGAUGCACUCGGUUCCCUUGCUGGGGAUCCCAAAUUGCAUUGGAUUUGGACUCCAUGGGAGUAACUACAGGUUUCUGGUGUUCCCUGCGCUGGGGCGAAGCCUUCAGUCGAUCCUGGACGAUGGCGCAAACAUACUGACUGAGAAACCAGUCUUCCAGAUCGCCAUCAGGGUGCUAGACGCCCUGGAGUACCUCCACGAGAAUGAGUACGUGCACGGGAACGUCACGGCCGAGAACAUCUACGUGAACCCAGCCGACCUCGCAGAGGUCACCCUGGUGGGCUACUGCUUGGCAUUCCGGUACUGCCCUGCAGGAAAGCACGUGGCUCAGCGCGAAGGCAGCAGGACUCCUCACGAGGGCACCAUCGAGUUCAUCAGCCUGGAUGGGCACCGAGGAGCGGGGCCAUCUCGCCGGAGUGACCUGCAGUCUCUGGGCUACUGCAUGGUGAAGUGGCUGUGUGGCUCCCUGCCCUGGACUGACGCGCCGGCUGACGUGCACAGGGCCUAGGAGCAGAAGGAGAGGUACAGCGCAGACGUGGCCGGGCUCCUGCGGGCGUGCUCCAGCCGAAACCCAGUGCCAGAUGCCCUGUUGAGCUACCUGCAGAGAGCAAUGGCCUUGGCCUUUGAGGAGAGGCCAGACUACGAGGCGCUGCGACAGCUCUUGGGGAAGCCGCUGGAGAUGAGGGGAGCUUCCGCUUAUGACUCAGUGGAUCUCAAGGUGGUGCCUUAGAUCUCAAGACGUUUGACUAAAAGUGUGAGAGGUUUGACGUGUGGGAAGGGCCCUGCGUGGGGGCAGCCAGCUCCUGCUGUCCUGACACCUCUGUUCCAGAACUCCGAGUGGGGGAUUGUUUUUAGAGCUUUUACAGUGAUUUUUAGAAAGCUGACACUUGAGCCAAUGCUACUGUGACCAUUAACCUGGUUUGGAACUACCCAGCAGUGCCGCGGGGAUACAGCCUGGGAAGGGGAAAGAAUCAGGGACUGUGAAUGUGACUCCUGCCUAGUAAACACUGUUUGUUUUGUAAUAAACUCCUUGGACAGAGCCCAGGCUGUUCCUAUGCUGA
Molecule: messenger RNA, 1685 nt
Organism: Pelodiscus sinensis (Chinese soft-shelled turtle)
Lineage: Eukaryota; Metazoa; Chordata; Testudines; Trionychidae
Source: RefSeq, a predicted model, not a curated record